Messenger RNA from Tachysurus vachellii, 2192 nucleotides. RefSeq lists its product as uncharacterized. The record is from RefSeq and is a predicted model, not a curated record. The coding region runs from base 17 to 1312 and encodes 431 amino acids. NCBI's taxonomy places the organism in Eukaryota, Metazoa, Chordata, Actinopteri, Siluriformes, Bagridae. Gene Ontology annotation, molecular function: 2 iron, 2 sulfur cluster binding. The transcript is spliced from 12 exons.
ACGACGGCGCAUGUAAAUGAAUCAGAAAGUCAGAUCAAUGGAGGGUUUUGAGCAGGAUUUAGUCGAAGCUCUGAGAGAUGUAGUGAAAGCAGGAAGCUGGCAGUGUGUUGGAGAUGCAGAGAGAUUCAAGUCACCGUGCACUAAGUUGUUCUCUGAGGAUGGAGAGAAUGUGGUUGUUGUGAGAACAGAUGAAGGACGGUUUUGGGCGAUGGAUUCAUCUUGUCCACAUGAAGGGGGUCCACUCGAUCAAGGAGACAUUGAGGACCUUGGAAACGGCAAAAUGGCACUAAUAUGCCCGUGGCACUAUUUUGAUUUCAGCCUAGAGACAGGUUUGUCCUCCACAGGACUGCAGAAUCAAGUCUACGAUGUCAGAGUAGUGGAUGGAAAACUGUAUAUAAAUACUCAAAGUAGCUUGUCUCUCUAUCCAGUGCCUGUGACAAAAAAGGCAAACCGAGAUGCAGUGUUACCCAUGGAAACAAAGUUAGAAUCAUCAGAAAAUACACUCUGCUUUUGGGCCAGGAAAAUCCUCUGUACUCCAGACCCACUAGAAAAGGUGGCUUUGACUAAGCAAGUGCAGAGCUGGUGGAACACUGGGGAAAUAACAGAGAUUGGUGAGUGUGCACCACCGGCUCAGCCUUGCAGAAUAGAUAGUCUGACUGUGGUGGCACCAAGCAAAAUCAAACGUGGCAAAGGAGGCACACAGGCAAGCAGAAUUGCAUUGCUUCAUUCUCUGGCUAAUAUAGAGCAGUGGGCUAUCGACCUCUCGUGGGACAUCAUCGCUCGAUUCUCUACAGUCAAACUUAGCACCGGUGACCCGCUGCCACGAGAGUUUUUCAGCGACUUUGUAAAAGUAGCUGGCGAUGAAGCCAAGCAUUAUGAAUUAUUAGAGCAAAGGAUCAAGGAGCUCGGCAGUUCUUUUGGUGCCCUUCCAGUACAUAAUGGUUUAUGGCAAUCGGCAGCAGAAACAUCACAAGAUCUUCUGGCUAGGCUGGCUAUAGUACACAUGGUCCAUGAGGCUAGGGGCUUAGACGUGCACCCUCAGACACUGUCCCGCUUUGCAGCGCAGGGAGACGCGAGCUCAGUAAAGGUCCUGGAGGUGAUUUAUACUGAUGAGAUAACGCAUGUUGCUGCAGGACUCCGAUGGUUCACUUACAUUUGCUCAAAGGAGCAAAGGGAUUGCCUGUCAACAUUCCACGACUUGGUUAAAUUGCAUUUUAAAGGGUAUUUGAAGCCUCCGUUCAACACAGAGGGAAGAAAGACGGCAGGAAUGACAGAGGAGUGGUAUGUUCCACUUGUUAAACCCUCCAGCUGACUGAAAAGCUACUGCAACAUUUCAGAUGGGAAGAUAAACUACUACUAGUCUGCACCUGUUCUACACCCAGUCUGCACCUGUUCUACACCCAGUCUGCACCUGGUCUGCACCUGUUCUACACCCAGUCUGCACCUGUAAUACACCCAGUCUGCACCUGUAAUACACCCAGUCUGCACCUGUAAUACACCCAGUCUGCACCUGUAAUACACCCAGUCUGCACCUGUAAUACACCCAGUCUGCACCUGUAAUACACAUCUGCCUGGUAUCGAUGUCUCCAUUACAAUGAACAUAUGGUUUUUAGUGUCUGUUUGCUGUUGUGAAAUGGUUAUAUGUACAGAAUAAAAAAUAUACUUAUAUGCACAAUGAAAUAUGUGCACUGACAAUUUUAUGCAGUAUUUCUGGAAAGGAAAUGAGAAAAUCUUAUAUAUAUGAUUAUUAGUAAAAUAAAAGCAUUUUACUAGUGGUCUCAGACUCGUGGACCCCUGUUUGUGUUUACAAGUCUGAGACCACUAGUAAAAUGCUUUUAUUUUACUAAAAAUCAUAUAUUUGGUUAAAGCCUGACACACCAAAACCACCAGAGUGUUUAUAGAGACAUAAUGCUCAGGUGGAAUAAAGCUCAGGAGCAAAUUUGCAUAAAUAAAUUCAGACAAUGGCAGUUGAGAUUUUAAGCAUUUCAUUUUCUUUGUUGAAUGUUUUUUUUUAUUGUUCUAAAGCAUGUUGUUUAUUUCAAGUUUUUAAAAAAAAUCCCAGCUUUUCAAUGUGGUCUCAGAUGUUUGACCCCUAUUGUGUCUACAUGUGUGUGUGUGUGUGUUUGCAAUUUUUCUUUAUAUGCAGGCACCAUAUUUAAUAUUGUUGAAUAAAUACUAUACACUCAAUGUUU